Messenger RNA from Alligator sinensis (Chinese alligator), 2131 nucleotides. RefSeq names its product ribonuclease P/MRP subunit p30 (gene RPP30). Bases 42 to 803 code for a protein of 253 amino acids. The record is from RefSeq and is a predicted model, not a curated record. Gene Ontology annotation, biological process: tRNA processing. Gene Ontology annotation, molecular function: RNA binding. Gene Ontology annotation, cellular component: nucleolar ribonuclease P complex. The transcript is spliced from 12 exons. NCBI's taxonomy places the organism in Eukaryota, Metazoa, Chordata, Crocodylia, Alligatoridae.
CUCCCCAGGGGCAGAUCCCUCCCCCCCGCCCAAAUGAGAAUAUGUCCCAAUCAUCCUUGUACAAUCAAAAUGCUAAAUUGGGAUACUCAACUGUUGCAAUUAACCAUGUCAUUGAUUUUAAAGAAAAGAAACAGGAAAUUCCUAAACCAAUCUCUCCUUCAGAACUGCUUCCAUCUUUGCCUAUAAUACCGGGAAAAUUGAAACCAAUUAAAAUUGUAACCCGACUAACGCUUGUAGUUUCUGAUCCUUCUCACUGCAACGUGUUGAGAGCAACAUCUUCAAAUAUAAGGUUAUAUGACAUCAUAGCAGUGUUUCCAAAGACAGAGAAACUAUUUCAUGUCGCUUGCACAAAUUUAGAUGUGGAUCUCAUCUGCAUAAGCGUAACAGAAAAGCUGCCAUUCUACUUCCGAAGACCGCCUGUUAACAUGGCAAUAGAUCGAGGCAUUUACUUUGAAGUCCUUUACACCCCAGCCAUCAAAGACUCCACAAUGAGAAGAUACACAAUUUCAAAUGCACUCAGUCUGGUGCAGAUCUGCAAAGGAAAGAAUGUAAUUAUAUCUAGUGCGGCUGAACGGCCUUUAGAACUGCGAGGUCCUUAUGAUGUAGCUAAUCUAGGCUUAUUGUUUGGCCUGUCUGAAAGUGAUGCCAAGGCAGCUGUUUCAACCAACUGCAGAGCCAUCCUUCUCCAUGGAGAAACCAGGAAGACAGCCUGUGGUGUGGUAUACACCAUGAAGAAACCUCAACCAGUUGAGGAGGAAGAAGAGACCCUUCCAGCAUGCAAAAGAGCCAAGACUCAAGUAUGAGGAUCAAAACCAGAAGGCACUUCCUCUCGCCUUCCUCUCAAUCCCUUCCUGGAUUCACUACUUCACUGUUCAGAAUGGAGUAUUUCCAUUUUUAUAUAUGUGUUUAAGUAAAAGAGAUGCAGGAAUAGGGCUGAUAUAUUAACAAUGCUUCACAAAAGCCAAAAGCUCUUUUUUUUGGUUUCAGACGGCUAAGCUGCUUUGCCUGUUUAUUAGAGCCAUGGUCUACUCCCAACCCUAUCCUCAGUCAUGGGGGUAAGAAAUGUUGCAGUAUUAGAAUUUAAAAAUGUUACUACAAGUUGUAUGACUUUGUUUCUUUCUAUAUUGAAAUAAUUUUCCAAUGAGCCCUUUUAAAAACCUGGCUGGUACUUCUCUUUGAGGCUUAAGAAGUUUCCAUAUACUUCAUCUUACAACUGCAAUUUGAUACAGCCUGCUCCUGGAGCUGGUCUCUGAAAGACAGUUGCACAGUGCAAAAUAGCACUGCCUAAUUUUGCAUCAUUAUGAUCAUCAGCUGAAAAGGACAUUCCAACAUCUCUGAAUUGCAAAGAAAUCUAAGUUCAUGUUACAAUAGUCUGUAAUGUCCUGUGCUUUAUUUGGUAGGCGUGCUGAAAAUUUAUAAUUUGGGGUGAUAGGUGCAUACAGCAGAUGGACUGCAAGGACCCAAAGUAACACCGUGUGAUCAGUAUGAUGAGCCACUACAGCAGUACGACAGCUAUCUCAUCUAAGCAACCUCCACCUUAUCCAAAAAAGGCAAAGCUAAAUAAGACCGUAUGUCAGGAUCAGUAUGUAUGCAAGAGUGUCCAUUCUGCUACCCGCUUCCUUCCUCUAGUCCUUUCCCCUGUCCUGCUGCCUGCAAAUUGCAGUUCUCUUCUAAUCAGUUCUCUCCUGCUGCCAGUCUUUUUUUAGGACUCUUUCAAGUCCUGGUUAAAGCUUUAAAUUUUAUAAGUCAUAUACAAGCUCGUAAUGGGCUCUUGGACUCAUGGGCUGCAAACAGUGACUUUCUCAGGCAACAAGGUGAGAAAUGCAAGUAAUAGUAUGUAAGUGAUUGCAGAAAUCUUUUUGCAGUUGAUCCUCAGUGUGACUCAGGGCUGAACUGAGCAGAAUUGUUUUAAAGCAAAAGUCAGUCUUACUAAUACUUUAGGCAAUGGCCGGCAAUACUCACUGUAAGAUUUUUACUUUGAGGUGCAUAGGAUAGAAUAUUUGCCUUUAUUAUUGUCACUUCUGAGUUUUGUGAUCAAGUUCAUUUCAUCUGUCGCAGGAUGUAGCUGAUAAUCGGGGAACCUGGUUUUCUCUGAUGAAAAAAAUGCCCAAUUUUUGGAUUUUAAAAAAGU